AUGUCGACUCGAUGCUUCUUGGCCCUUUGCUGCAUUGCCGUGGCGGCAAUGUCGCUCGCCGUGGCGCCGGCGGACGGCGCGAUCCUCCCAUGGUUCGGGAGCGGCGGCGGCAGUCGCGGCGCGCGCGAUGACGCGGUGGCAUCGCCGAUCCAGGACGUGGCCCUGCUCGCCGACCCGUUCCGGAUCCUGGAGCACGUCCCCUUCGGCUUCGACCGCGACGACGUGGCCAUGGUGUCCAUGGCCCGCGUGGACUGGCGCGAGACCUCCGACUCCCACGAGAUCGUCGUCGACGUGCCAGGGAUGAGGAAGGAGGACCUGAAGGUGGAGAUCGAGGAGAACCGGGUGCUGCGGAUCAGCGGCGAGCGGCGGCGGGAGGUGGAAGAACGGAAGGGGACCACUGGCACCGCGAGGAGCGCUCCUACGGCAGGUUCUGGCGCCAGAUGCGCCUCCCCGACAACGCGGACCUCGAUUCCAUCGCGGCGAGCCUUGACGCCGGUGUCCUCACCGUGCGCUUCCGGAAGCUGGCGCCCGAACAGAUCAAGGGCCCGCGCGUGGUUGGCAUCGCCGGGGGCGACGACGGCGCCGCUGCCAAGAAGACCAUCGGCGACGCCGGUGCCGGUGGAGGUGAAGAGCGCCAGGCCAAGAAAGUUGAGCUCUGAAAUUCUGAACUUUGCACUCAGUACGCUUGUCAGUUCCUCUUCUCAGUACAGUGUGUAG
This is a messenger RNA of Triticum turgidum subsp. durum (durum wheat), 717 nucleotides long. The record is from the annotation of a GenBank genome assembly. Lineage: Eukaryota; Viridiplantae; Streptophyta; Magnoliopsida; Poales; Poaceae.